Molecule: messenger RNA, 5672 nt
Organism: Ahaetulla prasina
Lineage: Eukaryota; Metazoa; Chordata; Lepidosauria; Squamata; Colubridae
Gene: ERBB2
Product: erb-b2 receptor tyrosine kinase 2
Exons: 28
Coding region: 433-4284 (1283 amino acids)
Biological process (GO): positive regulation of MAPK cascade; multicellular organism development; cell surface receptor protein tyrosine kinase signaling pathway
Cellular component (GO): signaling receptor complex; basal plasma membrane
Molecular function (GO): transmembrane receptor protein tyrosine kinase activity; ATP binding
Source: RefSeq, a predicted model, not a curated record
ACCUCUAUAUAGUGCAUUGGAAUCACACCCAUUUUGUUCCCCUGCUAAUGUUAUCUUCGACAACUGAACUAAUUUCCUUUCAGUUUUGCCACCCCAAAUCUCCAAUUGAAAACCUCUGUUUUAUUAUUUGGGGUGACAAAAUUGGAUCUGUGGGUCUGCAACUUUGCUGUUAGAAGGAAGGCCUACCAAUUCCUACCUUCUGUAGUUAAGGUGACUUUGGAGUUCCAUAGUGCCUUUGCACUGGACUUCAGCCCUUUUGCAACUAUGGUUUACUUUCUCUUCUUUUCUCACGGAACUAAUGCAGGAAGCCAAGGUUAUUGCAAUAGAAGAGAGUAGGGAGUGCAGGCCAAUUUCUGUGUUUGAUUAUUAGUUGGCUAGUGGGAGCCGAGGCUGCCCUCAAUAGCUGUGUUGAGUAAUUGAACACGGAUCAUUAUGAGGAACUUGAGAGUCUUCAGAUCAGUAUGCACAGGGACAGAUAUGAAACUGCAGCCACCCUCGAGUCCAGAAAACCAUCCAGACACCCUCCGUUGGCUCUAUGAGCAUUGUCAAGUUGUGCAGGGCAAUCUGGAGAUUACAUACCUGCCAGCAGAUGUAGAUACAUCCUUUCUCAAAGACAUCAGAGAAGUCCAGGGAUAUGUGUUAAUAGCCAAGAAUCACAUGCGCCAUUUGCACCUGAACAGCCUCUUGAUCAUUCGUGGGACCCAGCUCUAUGAGGAGAAGUAUGCACUGGCUGUCCUAGACAAUGCUGAUCCCAGUGGAGACGUGGGGCUGCAGGAACUGGGCAUGUUGAAACUAACAGAGAUCUUAAAAGGUAGUGUGAUUAUAGAGAGGAACCCUCAGCUGUGCUUCCAAGAGACCAUACAUUGGGAAGCUAUCUUCCAUAAGUAUAACUUGCAAAACGAUACGGAGAUCAGCAGCCAUCGUCGUAGGAACUGCCCUGACUGCAGCCAAAUCUGCCCACAUAAUAACCACUGCUGGGGAGAAGCAAAAGAGAGCUGUCAAAUAUUGACAAGUACAAUCUGUGCCAGUAGCUGCCCGAGGUGCAAAGGAGAACACCCAACCGACUGUUGCCAUGAGCAGUGUGCAGCAGGCUGUACAGGACCCAAGCAUUCCGAUUGUCUGGCCUGCCUGCACUUUAACCACAGUGGCAUAUGUGAACUGCACUGUCCACCUUUAAUGAACUACAAUCCAGAUGCUUUUGAAAUUAUGCACAACCCAAAUGGACGCUACACUUUUGGAGCAACUUGUGUCCCCCAUUGCCCUUAUAAUUACUUGGCUGCAGAGGUAGGCUCUUGCACUCUGGUGUGUCCCCAAAACAGUCAAGAAGUGAGCAUGGGUACCAUGCAGAAAUGUGAGAAAUGUGACAGUUCCUGCCCAGAAGUCUGUUAUGGUUUAGGAAUGGAUUUCCUGAAAGGCGUUCGUGCUGUCAAUGCCUCUAACAUCCACCACUUUACUGGCUGUACCAAGAUCUUUGGCAGUUUAGCCUUUCUGAAAGAGACCUUUGCAGGAGAUCCUGCCACAAAUAUCCCACCCCUACAACCUGAACAGCUUGAAGUCUUCAUGCACCUGAAAGAUUUAACAGGCUUUCUAUACAUUGAAUCCUGGCCAGAGACUCUUUUGGACCUGAGCCCUUUCCAGAACCUUCAGGUGAUCCGAGGGCGGGCACUUUACAAUGGAGCUUAUUCACUAACACUGCAAAACCUCAACAUAUCCUGGUUGGGCCUACGUUCACUGCAAGAGAUCAGUAGUGGCAUGGUCCUUAUCCACCACAAUCCCAACCUUUGCUUCAUCCAAAAUGUUCCUUGGGGCGACAUCUUCAGAAAUCCUCGGCAGAAGCUAUUCCACAAUGACAACAAUUCGCCUGAGCAAUGUGGUCUCCAAGGCCAAGUUUGUUAUUCUCUGUGCUCCCAGGGACAUUGCUGGGGACCAGGGAAAAGUCAGUGUGUGUCCUGCAGUGGCUUUCUCCGUGGGAAGGAAUGCAUUGAGAAUUGCAAUGUUCUGGAUGGGGAUAUUCGGGAAUAUGUCAAUGGGACACGCUGCUUUACAUGUCAUCCAGAGUGCAUGCCCCAAAAUGGGACUGAAUCUUGCUAUGGAUCGGAGGCAGACCAGUGUGUAGCUUGUGCCCAUUACAAAGAUGGACUAUCCUGCGUGGAACGGUGUCCCAGUGGUGUGAAGCUUGAUGGCUCUUUUAUACCUGUUUGGAAGUACCCUGAUGAAGAUAAUGUCUGUCAGCUCUGCCCAGUCAACUGUACCCUUUCAUGUGCACUACGGGAUGAAUUUGGCUGCCCUGUGGAUCAGAAGCCCAGGAUAGCAUACUAUGGAGAGACAGAAACCGGGGAAGGAAAAGUAUCUAUGCUGCAGAAGAGAAGAGGUCUUUUGUCUGAGAAGUGCUUAAUCUUCUGUUGCAGAGCCAGAAGCCAUGCUAGUUCAAUCAUUGCAGGUGUGGUGGGUGCUGCCCUUGCCCUCCUUCUGUUGCUUCUCACUAUUAUUUGCAUCAAUCGACGGAAGCAGCAAGAGAGGAAACAUACCAUGAGGCGUCUUCUGCAGGAAACUGAGUUAGUGGAGCCCUUGACCCCCAGUGGAGCUCUUCCAAACCAGGCUCAGAUGCGUAUUCUCAAGGAGACAGAACUGAAAAAAGUCAAGGUUUUGGGGUCAGGUGCUUUCGGAACCGUAUAUAAGGGUGUGUGGAUUCCAGAUGGAGAGAAUGUGAAGAUUCCUGUAGCUAUCAAAGUCCUGAGGGAAAACACUUCACCUAAAGCCAACAAGGAGAUUUUGGAUGAGGCAUAUGUUAUGGCAGGUGUAGGCAGUCCUUACGUCUCUCGGCUGUUGGGAAUCUGCCUCACUUCCACAGUGCAGCUUGUGACUCAGCUCAUGCCAUAUGGCUGCCUUCUGGAUUACGUGCGGGAGAAUAAGGACCGCAUUGGAUCCCAGGACCUCCUCAACUGGUGUGUGCAGAUAGCUAAGGGCAUGAGCUACCUGGAGGAUGUCCGCUUGGUUCACCGGGACUUGGCUGCCCGGAAUGUCCUGGUGAAGAGCCCAAAUCAUGUGAAGAUUACAGAUUUUGGGUUGGCCCGACUGCUGGACAUUGAUGAAACAGAAUAUCAUGCUGAUGGAGGGAAGGUGCCUAUCAAGUGGAUGGCCUUAGAGUCCAUCUUGCGCAGACGAUUUACUCAUCAAAGUGAUGUGUGGAGCUAUGGUGUUACUGUUUGGGAGCUGAUGACUUUUGGUGCAAAGCCUUAUGAUGGUAUCCCAGCCCGGGAGAUUCCUGAUCUGUUGGAAAAAGGAGAGAGAUUGCCCCAGCCUCCUAUUUGCACCAUUGAUGUCUAUAUGAUUAUGGUUAAAUGCUGGAUGAUUGACUCAGAAUGCCGGCCUAAGUUCCGAGAAUUGGUCACCGAGUUCACCCGCAUGGCCAGAGAUCCUCAGAGGUUUGUGGUUAUUCAGAAUGAUGAAACGAUGGGUCUUGCCAGCCCCAUAGACAGCACUUUUUAUCGCACUUUGCUGGAGGAGGAAGACAUGCAAGACUUGGUGGAUGCAGAAGAAUAUCUUGUCCCCCAUCAGGGCUUUUUCAGUGGUGAAACAUCAGCUGACUAUCGAUCUAGGAUUUCCUCCACAAGGAAUGUUUUAGAGACUCAAAUGGAUGCAGAAGAGACUGAGGAGUCUCCUCAAUACCCAUACUUGGGACCAUCCCUUUCUGAAGAGUCAGAAAGUAUCACCACUGACGUGCAUGAGGAAGACUAUGCAGCAAGCAAAGCAGUGCAGACUUCAGCACCAUUGCAGUCACCUGAUUCUUCUCUUCAGCGCUAUAGUGAAGAUCCCACAGGUGCAUCAGUUAAUGAAAAGGAGGAUCCUGAUAACAAGAGCUACGCUGUACCAUUAAGCUUGGCUGUCAUACCAGAGUAUGUAAAUCAACCAGAAAACAACCUUCCACCCAACAAAAACCUACGACUACCAGGAUCCACACUAGAAAAGCAAAAAAAGCACAUGGGCAAAAAUGGGCUUAUCAAGGAACCAAAGAAUGCUUUCUAUAGGAGUUUCACCAGUGCAGUGGAAAAUCCAGAGUACCUGACACCAUGCAGUGUCCCUGUGUCUAGCCCUUUACCACAAGCUUUUGACAACCUUUAUUAUUGGAACCAAGAAAAUCCUAAGUGCAAUCCAGCAGAAUUCUUUGCCACCUCCAUUGUUCCUCCUGCUGCUACCAAUGGGUUUCCUCCAACCCCAACAGCAGAGAACCUGGAGUAUUUAGGGCUGUCAGAAUCAGUCACUUGUUCCAAGGACUUUGCAUAAAAACUAUUUCUCAUGACCAGUCAGAUUGACUUUUACAAUCAAGCCACCUCAGGAUACAAACCCAGUGAAUUACCCAUGCAUGAUGAACACGAUUGAAGCCUUAAUGGUCCUUUUAAGGCCCAAUAGGUUUUUCUCUCUCAUAUCUCCUAGCUCUUGCGGAAAGAAGAUGAUGGGCACAUUUGGAUCUACUGCAAUAGAAUAGCAUAGCUUUUUACUCCCUCUUAUUUAAUACUGGCAGUAGCAAGAUUUUCCCUCUGCUACUACCCUAAGAUGUGCUGUUGAAAGUUUUGGGGUCCAAGUAUGGAUUUUUGUUUGGCUGAAUUGCAAGUUUUGGUCAGUAUAAUACUAGUAAUUAAACAUAUUAGUUGGCUCAGAAUUUUGCAACACCAAGUAUAUUUCCAUCACCCCAAGUAUCAGAUGACGGACACUGGUUUUAAUUAAAAAGAGGUUAAAAAUCCUGCAAACUUGAAGUCUGCCCAUUUCUGGGCUAUAAGGCACUACAUCUGUGACAUUCCUCGGAUUCAGGCAGCUCAGCUGCCAUUUGGGCAAAAGAAUGGAGUGCCCUUUUACUUCUCACCACAUCUGUAGCCCCUGCUUUUAAUGUCUUGGGCUUCAAGAUAAGAGGGUCGGACUACUAGAAGGGCCUGAAAAAUUGCAAGUUGGAAUGAUAAUACAUUAAGAAGAGCAAAAACAUUCUUACCGGAGUAUGGACUAACAGGAAGAGUGGAAAAUAAGGGCAAAACGUGAUUUUUGGAAAUUUUAUUAUUGCUUAAACAGAUAUUCUUCAACCUUAGGGUGGGAAUAAUAUGCCGUUAUAGCAAAGUAGAACAAAAUAAUUAGUGUUUUUUUCAACAAGGUAUCUUAGAACAAAGGAAGUUUUGCUUAGUGACAAAUUAGUUUUGCCAUGGUCUUUAAAAUUACAAGAAGUUUCUAGAAGAGGCAGUUGAAGAACCAAAACAAAUGUAUUUAGUUUAGUUUAGUGAUGUUAAUUCAGAAAGGGAAUAUGUUUGGAUUGGAAAGUAGUUGAUAUAUAUUAUAUGAUCUUUGACAUGCCACUUCCUAGCUUUUACCAAGAGUACUGACAAAAAGCAUCUAACAUAUUUCUUCAGUUAGAGACAAUAGUAGAAGUUAGUUUCUUCAUAGGCACAAUAUGCCUCCUUUAAUAGUGUUUUUGAAAUAUUUAUUUUUAAGAAAGUGAAAGCUGCACACAUGCCUCCAGUAUAUGAGAGGGAAGAUUGAUAGUGGGUGUCAAAUGUAGAUUUCUAAGAACCUUGCUUUUAAGAAUGGAUCCAGCAUUGAUGGAGGCAAAUAUACGUUUGAAGUGCAUAGAUACAGAUACGUCUUCUAAAUCACAGGUGCCAGAGAUAACUGAGUAAGAUUGUCAGAAA